Messenger RNA from Musa acuminata subsp. malaccensis (wild Malaysian banana), 2923 nucleotides. RefSeq lists its product as uncharacterized. The record is from RefSeq and is a predicted model, not a curated record. NCBI's taxonomy places the organism in Eukaryota, Viridiplantae, Streptophyta, Magnoliopsida, Zingiberales, Musaceae.
UUUCGCCCCUGCUGGUGGUGUGAUCAGGGAAGAAAAGGAAAGGAGAAUAAGGGGGCGCUGCUUUUCCGAUCCCCCCUCACCCCUCUCCCUCCCGCCUUCGACUUCCGAUGCGAGUGAGAUCGCAGACCGCGCCCUCCAUCGCCGAUCCGCAUGUGUUCCUAUCAGGAGACCAACACGAUUGGAUCUUUCUUCCUCUUUCGUUGUUAACCUUCCAUCGGAACCUCUGUCUGUGAAAAAUCCCGUAUUUCUUUGGUGCUUUUUCGCGCAAGAUUAACCCAUCUUUGUCCAUUCUUGGUUCCCCCCUCAGACCCCCGCAAUCCCUUCUUUGAACCCUGUAAAAUUCCCUUUUUUUUUUGUUCGGUCUCUCUUUUUUGUUGGAUUUGGAGCUCGUCUUCUUCGCCUCGGUUGGACCCCGAGGAUUUAGGUUUAGGGAUAGGCGAAUCGGACUGUGGAGGCCUUCUUUGGUGUUCUGGAGAUCAGUUUUUGGGCUGUUGUUGUGUGGAUCUUUGUGGCUCCCGGAGCGCUGGGUGUUCCUUGCUGGGUUUCGUUUCCGUGUUGAGAAAGAAAAAGGAGGGUGUUACUUGAUCUCAAAUCGCGGUUACAGGGACUAGGGUUCGUCACGGUCUGAGGCACAGAAAGAAGACUGCGCUUUAAGAUUCGGGCGGGUUCGUCCGGGUUCCGGUAGAUCGGUUCAUCGAUUUCUGCAGCACCGUUUUGGUGUUUUUGGUGGUGGGCGGUGCUGUACUAGCGGGAACUGAUCUCGAUUCUUUCUGGUGCUUGUGACCUUCUCUUAUUGACCGUCUGUUGUUGGUUAACACCCAGUUCGAGGGUUCAUCCGGUUGGCUCGAAUAAUUGCUGGUGGUGAGUUGUGUCGAGAGCAAUGGAGAGGAUCUGAAUCUGGAAAUGUGUGUGAGGACAUGGUGCAGAGGCAGGAGCAUGGGCGGUGGUCCGUUCCCUUACUGGAACAGUUAUACUGCAUACUAGGAUUUCUAGUCAACCGAGGCUUACCGUGCAAUGUCUCGCUGCUUCCCAUUCCCACCACCGGAAUAUGAAAAGAAGACAAGUAGUGGCCACGUAGACUUACUAGCUGAGGACAAACACAAAGAGAAGAAGCAUAAAAAGGAGAAGAGUGACAAAGGGAAGAGAGAAGGCAAAGAGAAAAAAGACAAAGAUCGAAGUAAAGAUAAACACAAGGAGAAGAAAGAUCGAAAAGAAAGGCACAAAGACAAGAAAAAAAAGGAUCAGGACAAGGAUAAACUAAAGACACCAUAUGAUAGGGCUGACAAACAGACUGAUUCUCCCAAUGGAGAUAUGGUUGGAGAAUGCAGUUGGAAGGCAGAGGCAAUUAAACAUUCUAAAUCUACCGAGGAGUUGGGCAGGAAGAUCAAAGAUGGAGAUAAAGUGCCAGCAAACAGGAAAGUUGACAACUUCAGUGGCCCAGUUGAAAAAAGCAUUGGUACCUUUGCUGCGUCUGCAGUGUUUAAGGAAAGAGUUCCAACUGAUAAAAGUAUUCCAUCCUCUGUGGAUGCUCCACAGGGUAGAAUUGAUGGCUUGGAAAGGUCAGCUGACAAAAUUGCUAUUUCUAAUCAAAGAAGAAAUGAGGGUUUGGUCUCUUCACAUGUAUCACAGAAGGAAAGAAGUACUAGUGACAAGUUGGCGCCAGAUCUCAAUAGUACAGCGCAAAGAGGAAAUGGUGGUAUGGCACUACCUCUGGAGAAAUGGAUGGAUUCUGUUCCAAGACAAUUUGAGGGCCCAUACCCUGCAGCUGCUAUGGAAAUUGAUAAUUACAAGAGUAACAAAGUUACCUCAAGUUCCACUAACGCUGUUCAAAGAACCACUAAUGGGAUGGGUCAGCCAACGCAGAACCUUUCCACUCCUAAAAAUGUUGCCUCCAUUGGCCUUGCCAGUAAGAUGGAGGACAGAAGAGAAGUUAACAAAACUGAUCCAAACCAUGACCUUAUGGAUCAAAGAAGAAUUGAUAGGAUGGGCCGAUCAGUGGAGAAGGAUGCAAACAACAGGAUUAAGGAGGAGAAAGCGAGGAACACAGAGCGGGAAGCUGAUGAUAGGAGAGAAGAUAGACAGAGGGAUAAGGAUCAUGACAAGAAGAAGAUCAAGGAUAAAGACAAGCACAAAGGGAAAGAAAAAGAAAAGGCGAAAGUAAAAGAGAAAGGUGAACAUAAACAUAAAGAACAAAUUGGGCCUAGAGAUGGCAUGAAAAAGGAUCAGUCAGAUAGUCUCAAUCUAAAGCCUUUAGCCCCUCAGAGAGAUAAUGCAAAAAAUUAUCCUAUCAAUGAUAAUUUCAAGAAGAGAAAGGAAAUGGAUAUAAAUGGGUUCCAUAGUGAGAAUAAUAUGCGGAUUGACAAGUGUCCAAGAACAAAUCCUUCCUCUCACCUCCGUGAAGAGAAUGGGAGGACACUGGAAUCAUCCCAUAUUGCUACAGUUUUUCCUUCAGUAAAACCUGAAGCCAUAAGGUAUACGCUGACGGUAAAACCUGUAGAUAACAAGGAACACAAGAUAAAUGGCAUUGCAGAAGCUCAGCCAUCCUUGUCUGGCUUGACGCAUCUGGUUGCUGCAAAGAAGGGUGCAGCUGGUAAAGUUGAUACAAGUCCUCACCCGGACUCCAUGUAUCUCAACCAAGUAUACUCUAUCCCCAUAGUGGAUGAAUGGCCUGAAUAUGAUGACCAAGAGUGGCUUUUCAGCAGCUGUCACCUUCAGCAAAAGCCGAAGUCAAAGCUUGGGGGCAAUGAGGUCCCCCAGGUAUGGUCUGAGGCACUAAAAAUCGAGCAAGAGGAUGUCAUCGCUUUGCCUUAUGUUGUUCCUUACUGAUGCCAGUUAUUCUCAUUAUGCCUGAUUCAUCUUAAAAGAUAUGGCGGCAUGAAUGAAAAUAGUUGAUCUGUUCAUUUUGCUGCCUUCGGUUCCUCCA